This is a messenger RNA of Ustilaginoidea virens, 720 nucleotides long. RefSeq lists its product as uncharacterized. Gene Ontology annotation, molecular function: structural constituent of ribosome. Lineage: Eukaryota; Fungi; Ascomycota; Sordariomycetes; Hypocreales; Clavicipitaceae. Bases 1 to 720 code for a protein of 239 amino acids. The transcript is spliced from 5 exons. The record is from RefSeq and is a predicted model, not a curated record. Gene Ontology annotation, cellular component: ribosome. Gene Ontology annotation, biological process: translation.
AUGAAGUUGAACAUUUCCUACCCUGCCAAUGGCAGCCAAAAGCUCAUCGAUAUUGAAGACGAGCGCAAGCUCGCCGUCUUCAUGGAGAAGCGCAUGGGUGCCGAAGUCGCUGGCGAUUCUGUUGGGGAUGAGUUCAAGGGCUACAUCUUCCGCAUCACUGGUGGAAAUGAUAAGCAGGGUUUCCCCAUGAAGCAAGGUGUAAUGGCCCCGGGCCGUGUCCGUCUUUUGCUCUCUGAAGGCCACUCAUGCUACCGCCCUCGCCGAACUGGCGAGCGCAAGCGCAAGUCGGUCCGUGGCUGCAUCGUCGGCAUGGACCUUUCCGUCCUCGCCCUCAGCAUCGUCAAGCAGGGCGAUGCCGACAUCCCCGGCCUGACCGAUGUCGUCCACCCAAAGCGCUUGGGUCCCAAGCGUGCCACCAAGAUCCGAAAGUUCUUCGGCCUCACCAAGGAUGACGAUGUCCGCAAGUACGUCAUUCGCCGCGAGGUGCAGCCCAAGGGCGAGGGCAAGAAGCCCUACACCAAGGCCCCCAAGAUCCAGAGACUAGUCACACCCCAGCGCCUCCAGCACAAGCGCCACCGCGCUGCUCUCAAGCGCCGCCAGGCCGAGAAGGUCAAGGAUGAGGCCAACGAAUACGCCCAAAUUCUGGCCAAGCGUGUCGCAGAAGCCAAGGCUCACAAGGCCGAUGCUCGCAAGCGUCGCGCUUCAUCCAUGCACAAAUGA